AUCCCUCAAUUUCAUUUCGCAUUUAACCCUAAAAACUCAACUUGUCUUUCCCUACAUAAAGCUUCUUUUAUUGCAACAGUCUCUCCUCAGCCCCACUCCCUUUCACUCUCUCUUUUUGGCUUUAUUGUAUAAUGAAAAAUAUGCUCUUCCCCACAAGCCAUUGAUGAGCCCUUUUCAACACAAAGCUUUCACCUUCAUAAUGAAUUAAUUAGUUUUUGCUUUUCCUUUUUCCCCUGGGGUUUUAGUAUACCUCACAUUUUAGGGGUUUCUCUAGAAAAAUGACUGAAAAUCUUGACUGUUCAACCUCAAAUCUUCUCUGUUCUGAGAACACAAGCUCUUGCUUUGAUGGUGAUCUUGAUUUUAAUGCCAUGAACGAGUUUGGGGCUUCCCCUGCUUGUCAUCAACUCUUUAAAAACCAAAUCUUUAAUCAAAAUGACCCUUUCCUUAUGAACAACAGAUCAACUUCUUUGCUGGGUUGUCCUGGUUUUGCAUUACAAAGUGAUGAUGUAAUUAAGGAAAUGGUUGAAAAAGAGAUGGAGCAUUUGCCUAGAGAUGAUUAUCUUAAGAGACUGAGAAGUGGGGAUUUGGAGUUGAGUGCCAGGAGAGAGGCUAUUGAAUGGAUUUGGAAGGCUUCAGCUUAUUUCAAUUUUGGACCUUUGAGUCUUUGCCUAUCCAUUAACUACUUGGAUCGGUUCCUAUCAAUGUAUGAUUUACCUAGAGGUAAAACAUGGACUGUCCAACUGUUGGCCGUCGCAUGUUUAUCUAUUGCAGCUAAAAUGGAGGAAACAAAGGUGCCUUCAUCAGUAAACUUACAGGUGGGGGAACCAAAGUUUGUGUUUGAAGCUAAAACAAUACAAAGAAUGGAACUAUUGGUUUUAAGUACAUUGAAGUGGAGAAUGCAAGUUUUAACACCUUGUUCCUUCAUUGAUCACUUCUUGAAUAAACUUAGUAAUGAUCAUCAAUAUCCAUCAUCAACUUCAAUCACUAGAUCAUUGCAGAUAAUAUUGAACACCACCAGAGGUAUUAAUUUGUUGGAGUUCAGACCUUCUGAAAUAGCAGCAGCAGUGGCCAUUUCUGUUUCAGGACAAAUGCAAAGAUGUGCCAUUGAUAAAGUUAUUUCAUCAUUCAUCUUUGUACAAAAGGAAAGAGUGUUGAAGUGUGUUGAAGUGAUGAAAGAUUUGACAUUCAUUAAUGGCUCAGCUGCUACUACUUCAGCUACAUCAUCGGUGCCCCAAAGCCCCAUUGGGGUAUUAGAUGGUGCAGCAUGUUUGAGCUAUAAAAGUGAUGAAAUAAAACAUGGGCUAUUUGCAAAUUGUUCUCAUCCUACACCAGAUCUUAAAAGGAGGAAACUAGACAAAUCACCUCAACCGGAUCACAUCUGAAAUUUUCCCUGGAAUAAAAUUUUAAGGUGAAAAAUAAAAAAAACAAAUAUGGGUCAAAGUUGAAGAGAAGUGAAUGGUGCCUCAGCCAUUGCCAUGGAGGUGGUGUUUUUGGAAACAAAUACUGCAGCUUUAUUAUUAUUACCAUUUGUUGUAGAUUAGAUUUCAAUUACAGAGAGAGGGGAGAAAUAUCAUGUCAGAAAUUAUAAGCAAAAGAGUGUAAUAUUCUUUCAGGCAGCAAUUAGAGUGUAAUUAUGGGCAUUCUAAUCAUAA
Messenger RNA from Gossypium raimondii (Peruvian cotton), 1652 nucleotides. RefSeq names its product cyclin-D4-2. The transcript has 6 exons. Gene Ontology annotation, molecular function: cyclin-dependent protein serine/threonine kinase regulator activity. Lineage: Eukaryota; Viridiplantae; Streptophyta; Magnoliopsida; Malvales; Malvaceae. Bases 279 to 1382 code for a protein of 367 amino acids. The record is from RefSeq and is a predicted model, not a curated record. Gene Ontology annotation, biological process: regulation of cyclin-dependent protein serine/threonine kinase activity; mitotic cell cycle phase transition. Gene Ontology annotation, cellular component: nucleus; cytoplasm; cyclin-dependent protein kinase holoenzyme complex.